GCCUGGGUGGAUAAGAGCGGUGAAGCUGUGAAGUCUGUCAGACUGAAGGAGAAGCAACACUUUCCUCACUUCCCACAGAGCAUCGAGCAAAUCCACAUCAGCAGAACUCUGAUAAUGACGCUGAUAACAGCCAUCCUCCUCCUGGCUCCACUGCUGACCAGCUGCAAAGGGUUUUCCCAGCCGGUAGACUGCAGCGACCUCCGUCUACAAGACAAGAACCUGCAGAGUGGGGUGUACACCAUCUAUCCCCUUGGAGAGAGGUCUGCUGUGCAGGUGUACUGUGACAUGGAUUCAGUAGGAGGAGGGUGGACGGUGUUCCAGAGGAGGAUGGACGGCUCGGUGAACUUCUACAGGCCUUGGGAUCACUACAAGUUUGGCUUUGGUAACGCUGCAGGAGAGCACUGGCUCGGGCUUGACAACAUCUACUACCUGACACACCAGCGGAAACAUGAGCUGCUGAUCGACAUGAAGGACUUUGAAGGAAAUAAAGUGUUUGCUCGGUACUCAUCAUUCUCCAUCGAUGGAGAAUGUGAGGGAUACAAACUCCAUGUAGCUGGAUUCACAGAUGGAGGAGCGGGAGAUGCCCUGAGUGGUCACACGGGGUUCAAGUUCUCCACCUUCGACAAAGACCAGGACACUGCAGCGUCCAACUGUGCCAAGUCACACCUAGGAGCUUUCUGGUACAGUCAGUGCCAUUCUGCAAACCCCAAUGGGGUUUAUCGCUGGGGGCCUGACGGCACUCUCUUUGCUAUUGGAGUUUCUUGGUACUCGUGGAAGGGCCAUGACUACUCCCUGAAGAGCAUCAGCAUGAAGAUGCGUCCUGUGCAGUGAAUCUACAGGACCAAC
This is a messenger RNA of Monopterus albus (swamp eel), 846 nucleotides long. Its product is annotated as microfibril-associated glycoprotein 4-like. The record is from RefSeq and is a predicted model, not a curated record. NCBI's taxonomy places the organism in Eukaryota, Metazoa, Chordata, Actinopteri, Synbranchiformes, Synbranchidae. Gene Ontology annotation, biological process: elastic fiber assembly. Bases 115 to 831 code for a protein of 238 amino acids. The transcript has 7 exons.